Molecule: messenger RNA, 1140 nt
Organism: Peromyscus maniculatus bairdii (prairie deer mouse)
Lineage: Eukaryota; Metazoa; Chordata; Mammalia; Rodentia; Cricetidae
Gene: Prr9
Product: proline rich 9
Source: RefSeq, a predicted model, not a curated record
UCUUCAAAUCACCCAAGAUGUCUUUCAGUGAUCAACAGUGCAAGCAACCAUGUGUGCCACCUCCAUGUCUUCAAAAGACCCAAGAAAAGUGCCAGGCACAAGCUGAGGAAGGGUGUGUUCCCUCGUGUCAGGACCCCUGCCAAGACAAAUGUCCACUCCAAGCUCAGGAGGCAUGUGAUCCUCAGUGCCAGGAGAUAAGCCAAGGAAACUGCCCUCAGCAAGGCCAAGAUCCAUGCCUACCUCCAAGCCAAGACCAGUGCCUGCCUCAGUGUGUGGAGUCAUGUCAGGAGCUAGCCCAAACAAAAUGUGUGGAGGAGUUCCCACAGAAGCUCCAGGAGAAGUGCUCAUCCCAGGGCAAGGGAAAGUAGCUGCUCAUAUGCCAUCUGGAGUCAAGAAGAUGGCCAACAGAAGAAAAUCUAAUCCCAGUCCCCACUCCGGUGACCUUCUCCUGUGGGUAUCUCUGUACGAUACACCUUCUUGUCUCCUGACUUCCCCAGGAUUUCAGGACUUGGUCUGUGCCUCUGAAGAUAGUUCUCUGUAUCUCCCCAACCUCUGUGAAUGAGUACUCUUCUCUGCAGUUGGUGGACAGUCUCUAGCACAGGAGUGGUGUGGUUAUCCAGGGAGACCACCAAAGCCUAACACAGCUGUCCUGCGGCAAAAGCUCAACUAUCCCUUGGUACAUAUUGACCAAGGAUGCCUCUGUUCACCUUUCAGAGUGCAAGGCUCUCUUUCAAGCCUCAACACAACCUGAAUUUAAUGGCUUUAUUCUAGGUAUCGCCACUACAGCAGGUGUUAGGAAGAGGUCGGUGGUGCUACCAAAUCAAAAAUGGUGUAGCUUUGUUUCUGCAUCCUUACAAAAUAUGGUCGGACAUUGUAAUGUGCCCUGUGCUUUGUAAAACUGUUUUAAAAGAUUGAAUUCAAACAGGCAGUAAGGAAACACAAGUUGGGAUCUUGGGAUCUCUGUCAGUCUUUGUGCUUCAUGGAAGGUCUGCUUUGAACCAUGUGGUUUGAGGGGGCUUUGGAUGCCGUGUAUGGUCUUUAGUUUGUGUCUCUGUGACAGGAGCUGGUUUGUCCCCAGCUCCCUUGCCUUUCUCUCCUUGGUGAAAGUAAAAUAUAUAAUAAAGCUGUUCCUAAGCUGAU